AUGCACACCAGACCCCAAGACUUUGGGUUCGACAGAGCCUCCCUGGCCCUGGUGUUUGGUUGGUGCGAGUGCGUGUGCAGACUUGUGCAUAUGUAUGCAUAUGUGUAUAUGUGUAUGCGAGAUGGGAUGGAGGUGGAGUGGAGUGGAGUGGAGUAG
Messenger RNA from Plenodomus lingam JN3, 156 nucleotides. Lineage: Eukaryota; Fungi; Ascomycota; Dothideomycetes; Pleosporales; Leptosphaeriaceae. The record is from RefSeq and is a predicted model, not a curated record.